Messenger RNA from Odocoileus virginianus texanus, 3298 nucleotides. The record is from RefSeq and is a predicted model, not a curated record. Lineage: Eukaryota; Metazoa; Chordata; Mammalia; Artiodactyla; Cervidae.
AACGCUCUGUUCUUGCUCCUUAGGUACCCAGAUAAGCUGCUUCUCCCCCAGCUCUUUCUCAUGGCGUCAGGCUUCCUUUGUGGAUUCUUACUGCUGGGCGGCCGUCCAGCAGAAGGACUCCUUGCAAGGCGAUUCUGGAAACCUUCCGUUGUGUCUGCAUAAGUUUUUCCCCUACAUCCUGCUGCUGGUGGCCAUCCUGCUGUACCUGCCCUCCCUGUUUUGGCGUUUCGCAGCUGCUCCUCAUGUUUGCUCGGAUUUGAAGUUUAUCAUGGAAGAACUCGACAAAGUUUACAACCGCGCAAUUAAAGCCGCGAAGAGCAUGCAUGACCUUGACUUGAGAGACAGUGUCUGUCCAGCACCAAAAGUUAAUGAGAACACGGGGCAAAGUUUACAGGAAAGCCACUUCAGGUACCCAAUUGUGGAACAGUACUUAAGGACAAAGAAAGCCUCCAGACAUUUAAUCGUCAAGUACAUGAGCUGCCGGGUGCUGUCACUCAGCACGAUACUGUUAGCCAGCAUCUACCUGGGCUAUUACCUGAGCCUCUCCUCUCUCUCGGAUGAGUUCGUUUGCAGCAUCAAAUCCGGCAUCCUGAAAAAUGACAGCACUGUCCCCGAUAAGUUCCAGUGCAAGCUCAUUGCUGUUGGUAUCUUCCGGCUGCUCAGUUUCAUCAACCUCGUGGUGUAUGUCAUGCUGGUUCCGGUGGUGGUCUACUCCCUGUUUGUUCCCUUCCAGCAGAAGACAGAUGUUCUCAAAGUGUAUGAAAUCCUGCCCACGUUCGAUGUUCUGCAUUUGAAGUUGGAAGGGUACAAUGACUUGAGCCUCUAUGUUCUUUUCUUGGAGGAGAAUAUCAGUGAACUCAAGUCAUACAAAUGUCUUAAGGUCCUGGAGAAUAUUAAAAGCAGUUGUCAGGACAUUGACCCCAUGCUGCUCCUGACCAACCUCGGCAUGAUCAAGAUGGACAUGGUUGAUGGCAAAAGUCCCGAGCCUGUGGAGAUGACGGCGGAGGAGCUGGGGGACCAGACGACAGAGCUGCAAGAUUUGAAUGUACACAGUGAAACAAAAAUAAAUAAUAGAGAGAAGAAUGCCCGACAGAGACUUCUGGACACUUCUUGCUGAUGAUUUUUGUCCUGUGAACUUCAGAUCAGUGACUGACCUGGGAUUCGUUUUGGCUACAGCACCUCUGGCAGGCACCCAGCUGAUUGGCAGUAAAUGGUUCUCAGCAGAGGUACUGAGCGUGUCUUACUGAGUCUCUGGUGGAAAUGAUGGUCAACAAAUAUUGUGGGGGGUGGUUCAUGAACUUCCUACGAGACAACAUGGAAACAAGUAAGCCUCGGCAAGUGUCGACGCGAAAAGUGGUAAGGCUAAUUCCAGGAAGAGGAGUAGCGCUUUAGUGCCACAAACAAAAUGCCUUUCUGUGCAGAUGGUGCAAAGAGCCUCUGAACUACAGAGAGCAAGAACUUGGGGAGCUUUUUAUUUUGUUUUAUGGGAUGAUAAUGUCAGGGUAUAAUUUAAUAUGAAUCUCGUCUAUGUCCCAAUGACUGUUGGAGGACAAAACAUUCCCUGACUGACUCUGGACCCAUGGGGGUCUCUGCCUGGUGGUGUCCUACCCUGGGAGAACCGCUGGCGCUCCUGUUCUCAUAACCAGGCUCUGGGCCCUGCCACCUGUCACCCGUGGCCAACUGAGACCCUCUAACCACCAUGUGAUGCCCUACGCUGCAAAGGGCAGUGGACCCAAGUGCUGCUCUGGCUGAGAACUUUGUUAAUAAGGUAGAGUUGAAAGGAUGUGUAAUUCUUGACUUCAUACAGGAAGGAAUGCUUCUAAAUGAACCCAGUGGGGAAAGCAAGCAUACAGAACAAGUUAAAGUGGCUACUUUAGAAGAGGUUGUCUGCAGGGCAUUCCUCUGUUAUCAAAAGCAUUUGAGACAGGAUGUUACUGAGGCAAAUUCACAGAACACAGAAGGCUUAAUAGAACACAGAAGGUAUAAUUUUAAUUCAAUAAAGAAAACAUAUCAAAGAACACAGAAGGCUUAAAGUAAGGGACAUUUUUUGCCUAUUAGGAUCAGAAUGUAUAAAUGACAUUUGCCAUGUGCACAUUAACAUGUGCUCAGAGCCAGAACAAUUUUGCAGUUUAUUUAUAUUUAAAAACAUCUUUGAAAAAUUCAUUUAACUUUAGAAUUGUAUGAUAUCAGAAUUGAGGCCAUUUGGGAAGAACAUUCUAGCAUUAAUGAGGAAUUAUAGAAUAAAUGUUACAAAUAUGUAUGUCGUGUAUCAGCCAAGCAUUAUUUCGUAAACAUUCAAGGCUGACUGGGAAUAUCAGAAACCUUUUCCCAAUUCCAGUCAUGUAAAUAGAUCCCAAUUAUGUUUACAUUUUAUACAAAAUUCUUAAAAAGGACAUCUGUGGACCUUCCAGUUUUUAUUCUUGGAAAGUUAAAAUUAGUACAUUGCUACUGAAUAAUCCUCAGGAGCCUCAAAGUUUAUGUGUGGCUCUUAGGGGCAGUUGUUUACCUGAUCUAAUUACAUAAGCUGCUCUCUGCCUUUCAGAAUAUUCGCAGAAGUGGAUUUUAUUUGUGUUUCUGUGAUGGUUUCUGAGAUGGAAAGCUAAUAAUAAAUAUCCAGAAUUCAAUCAGUGUUUUAAAUUAUUCUUACUGCAUAAUAUUUAUUACCCUUGAAAUAUAGUGUGACUUAGAAAUGUCAGUAAUCUAAAUCAUCGAUUUUGCUACUUUUUUAUAUCACUGUAUCAGAUGUUGUAUUGUAGUUCUCUCCACCUGUUUCUUUGUGUAAUUUGAAAAUUUUCUGAAAUAUAGUUUUCUAUGACUUGAUUUUUUUCCCCCAAAGUCUCAGAUUCUUUAUAGACUGCCCCUAAUUUAUAGUUUGAAGUGGAUAUGUUAUUUUAGGAAAUCAGAAACUUUCUCAGCCCUGUCACAUGUAAUUCUUUAAUUAGAGCCCUAACAUCUGUGCACCCCCCAUCCCUACUCUCUUGAGUUCCGGUAGCAUCUGUGAUGUCCCAGAGGUUAGCUAGUUACUGGCUGCGUGGAUGUGAAUAAGGCCGGUGCCCACCUUCGAGGAAUUCAGAGACUAGUAAAAAGGCAGUGAAGACAGAGGCAGGUACCAAGAGGAAGAGUAAUAACCACAAUGAAGGUCCUUCCAGAGAACUCCCAGCAAAUGCUGUGUUCUUGGGGAACACAAAACUAUUUUUCUCUUUCCCAUCAUUUCUAGCUGAUAGUUUUGAGAGUCUAGUUAUUACUUUUCCCGGAAGUUCUUUAGCCACGUAUCCCCCAAGCUGAAGCUUAAAUAAAA